Molecule: messenger RNA, 2374 nt
Organism: Ceraceosorus guamensis
Lineage: Eukaryota; Fungi; Basidiomycota; Exobasidiomycetes; Ceraceosorales; Ceraceosoraceae
Product: cyclin-domain-containing protein
Exons: 3
Coding region: 129-2147 (672 amino acids)
Biological process (GO): regulation of cyclin-dependent protein serine/threonine kinase activity
Cellular component (GO): cyclin-dependent protein kinase holoenzyme complex; nucleus
Molecular function (GO): protein kinase binding; cyclin-dependent protein serine/threonine kinase regulator activity
Source: RefSeq, a predicted model, not a curated record
AGCGCCAAGUCGAGAGCAAUUCACCAUCUCAGCCAUUGCACGAGACAUCCGUGCGGUUGCCGUAUUUGCGACUCCUCAGUCUAGCGCUGCUCCCGCCCAAGCUUUCCGGUCAGAAAGCGCAUUCAACGAUGCCUCGUUGGGGCGACUCGCCGACCACACAACCACAAUCACAAGGGCAACCGGCAUCGCUGUCCCCCUCGCAAUCGUCUUCGGGCUCCUUUGAUUCCCCAGCAUACUAUUCUUCACCCAGCUCGUCUCAAGUAGGUGGCAGACGAGGUGGCGGCUCUUCAGCGGCUUCUAGCAAUAACACUAGCCCGCCAAUUGCCACAAGCUCCGACACAACCUUACCUUUUCUCCACCACUCUAGCACUCACAACCUCGCUCAAGCAGCAAAGGCUCUUUCGGCUAGCGGGGCGGUCGCAGGGUCAGCGAAUCAGCAGGAAGCUCGGUCAGCAUUGCGCUUGGCAGCAGGCGCCACUGCCGGCACUCGGACGCAUAGCGCUGCAACUCCUUCUCGCAGACUCUCUCCUAACGUCAUGGCAUCCAGUCACCCCAGUGCCUCUGUCGCAUACGAUUCUUCGGUAAACUCCGGCGCGGCACACUCUGGGGUAGCUUUCGUCAGAGGCGACCACGCUGUAGGCAGUGCGCCGAUCGAGCGCUCGCCUCGAUCAGGCUACUCAAGGUCUCCUCCCGAAAGCCGCAUGAAUGAAAUGUCUCAAGGGCCUGGAACAGAGGAUCGGACACGGUCGCGAAGUGGCAAUGGACCUGCUUCCAAAACUCGGAGGACCACUAGUCCGCUGCAACAGACUUCGUGGGCCGAGCCAGGUCCUUCUCACCAGCAAGAUUGGGAUGCGCGGGCCGACAGUCUGGAACGGGCGCCUGGCACCUCGACUGCGGCUCAAGCAGCCUCCACGGUGUCUCCGCGCAUGAACAUUCGCAACUCACCUAGACGCACGGAAGCGGUCCCGGAUGCGAUUGCGACGGAGGCUUUGCACUUGGCGCAGACUAGCCCACAGUACACCGCAAAGACGCGAAGAAGUAGCAUGAUCAGGGAGUUGCAAGGUCAAUCUUUACCUGGGGGCGGGCCUGCACAGCACUUGGACCUCGCGACGUUUCCGCCACAGGACUUAUUGCGCGUGCUCGCUGCACUGCUCAACCAGAUCGCGACUGCUAACGACGAGCUGAAACCUGGCGGUACGGGCGCUGACCGGCGGAAAGAAUCGAGGUCGAGGGGGGGCAGCAGAAGACAGGACGGCGUAGACCCGGGUGCGGGAGGCGAUGGGAUGGCAGUCAGUGCGCAGAAUGGUGCUUCUCCAGCGCCCUCCACGGGCGCCUCUUCCACAACUGCCCGUGAUACGAGGCACGACUUGGCAACCCCGGAAGGUUUGGACAUCAGGUCAGGAAGUGCGGAUAGCCAAGGCAAAGGAAGCUGGCCGCCGAUUACGACCGCAGCACUGGGUGCAUUGGGCACUCAGAGCAGCACACUUUGCUUUCAUGCACGCAAUGUGCCGAGCAUCAGCAUCGAGUCGUACUUGUUGCGCAUCCUCAAGUACUGCCCGACCACCAACGACGUUUUUCUCUCGCUUUUGGUCUACUUUGAUCGGAUGAGCAGAAUGGGAUUGGGCGCUGCGCCCGGAUCUAGUGGCUCGGGAAGUCCGGCGGGCCAAGCAGCUGGUUUGCCAGCCUUGGAUGGCGAAGAAGUCUCGAGCGGUAGUAGCGCCUUGGCUAGAGAUAAUCCAGGAUUUGCCAGUGCGCUUGCAGAACCUCAUCCUGGGAUGAAAGGCUUCGCAAUCGAUAGCUAUAACGUCCAUCGUCUAGUCAUUGCGGGCGUAACGGUGGCCAGCAAAUUCUUCUCUGAUGUAUUCUACACCAAUUCUCGGUACGCCAAGGUGGGGGGUUUGCCCGUGCACGAGCUCAAUCAGCUUGAGCUGCAAUUUCUGUUGCUAAACGACUUCCACUUGGUCAUACCUUUGGACGAGAUGCAGCGUUAUGCUAACCAGCUGCUGGUGUACGGCUCGGGACAGUGGAGCCCUUCGCGCGUUCGGGAGCUGGCCCCGCCAGAGCAACGUGCUGUGCAGGUUGAAGAGCCUCGCAGCGCAACUUCGCCGCAGAAUACAGGCAGCGCUGCAAUGUCGACUUCCCAAUGAGCUGGCACGCGUCGCACUUCGGAUGUCAUUUCUUUCGACAGCAAAGGGCAUUUCUCACGUCGCGCAAUGGGCAGCUCUCUGACUAAACUCCUUUUGGCCUUUGCUCAACUCACGCAAGCCGAAGUUUUUUUGAUCACAUUCUUACCCAAUUUCCCCUCUCGUCAUGCGCUUCCUGUACUGUAUGGACGGAGUUCGAUAGAUCUGCCAACGCAUCUUUGACUGCGCUU